Messenger RNA from Sesamum indicum (sesame), 3131 nucleotides. RefSeq names its product Pentatricopeptide repeat (PPR-like) superfamily protein. Gene Ontology annotation, molecular function: protein binding; RNA binding. NCBI's taxonomy places the organism in Eukaryota, Viridiplantae, Streptophyta, Magnoliopsida, Lamiales, Pedaliaceae. The record is from RefSeq and is a predicted model, not a curated record. Gene Ontology annotation, biological process: RNA modification.
UUGACAGUUAUGAUGAAGCUCUUCUUCAAACGCAAUUACACAUCUCUCUCACAAACACAUUGCAAACACUAUCACUCCACAGCAUCCCAGAUCAUUCAGCUCUGCAGAGCAGGCUCAGUCUCCGACGCCAUCUUGCUCCUCAGCUCCAUAAACUCCACACGAAAUGCCGUUUCGAAGCCAAUUAUAUAUGCCACCGUUGUGCAUGCCUGCACGAAAUCACUUCACUUCACCGUCGGCCUCCAGCUCCACUGUCACCUCGUUAAGUCCGGCCUGGAAACCGACCGUUUCGUGGGCAACAGCCUUUUAGCGCUGUACUUCAAGCUGGGCUCAGAUUUUAAUGACACUCGGAAAUUGUUUGACGGGUUGCGUUAUAAGGAUGUAGUUUCUUGGAGCUCGAUAAUAUCUGGGUACAUUCGGGUGGGAAGACCCCGGAACGCGAUUGAAUUGUAUCUUGAGAUGUUGGGAUUUGACAUUGAGCCGAAUGCGUUUACUUUGUCUGCGGUGAUCAAGGCGUGUUCGGAGGUUGGGGAGUUCAAAAUAGGGAAAUGCUUACAUGGAGUUGUCGUGAGAUGUGGAUUUGAGUCUAAUGAGGUGAUUGUGGCUGCUCUGAUUGAUAUGUACGGGAGGAGUAGUGCGCCGAGCGAAUGCCGCCAGCUGUUCGAUGAGAUGCUUGAACCAGAUGCUGUUUGCUGUACCUCUGUGAUUUCUGCGCUCACGAGGUGUGAUUUGUACCGGCAUGCUCUUGGGAUGUUCUAUUUGAUGUGUAGGAAGCAUGGGUUUUUCCCGGAUUGGUUCACAUUUGGGAGUGCUUUGACGGCUUUGGGAAAUUUAGAAAGGUUGAAGCAAGGAAAAGAAGUGCACGCUCAGGUAGUUACUGGGGGGUUUCAUGGGAAUGUGUUCGUUGAUAGUAGUUUAGUGGAUAUGUACGCCAAGUUUGGAAUGGUAGAGGAGUCGCAACGUGUUUUUGAUAGAAUGGAGAGGAAGAACUCAGUUUCAUGGUGUGCUUUGCUUGGUGGCUAUUGUCGGAAGGGUGAAUUUCAAGUGGUUAUUGAGUUAUUCAGAAAUAUUGAGAAGGACCUUUACAGUUUUGGGACUGUUCUACGGGCCUGUGCUGGUUUGGCUGCAGAGAAACUUGGAAAGGAGGUACACUGCCAAUACUUGAAGAGAGGUAGUUGGAGGGAUGUUGUGGUGGAAUCAGCCUUGGUUGAUUUAUAUGCCAAAUGUGGCUGUGUUGAUUUCGCUUACAGGAUUUUCUUGAAGAUGCCUGUUAAAAACUUGAUUACUUGGAACUCAAUGAUUGGUGGAUUUGCUCAGAAUGGAAGAGGCAGAGAAGCUGUUAGGAUUUUCGAUCAGAUGAUUCAAGAGAGAGUUAAACCUGACUAUAUAAGUUUUAUUGAAGUUCUCUUUGCUUGUAGCCACAGUGGUUUGGUUGACCAGGGGCGAAAGUACUUCAUCUCGAUGUACAAUGACUAUGGAUUAAAAGCUGGAAGUGAACAUUACAGUUGUAUGGUUGAUCUUCUAGGUCGGGCUGGCAAGAUAGAAGAAGCUGAAGACUUGAUUGUCAAAUCAGAAUUCAGAAAUAAUCCUUCUCUUUGGGCUGCUCUGCUUGGUGCUUGUGCCACCACUACCAAUCCUACUGUUGCUGAACGCAUUGCUAAGAAAAUGAUAGAACUGAAACCUGAUUAUCACUUAAGUUAUGUACUUCUAGCUAACGUGUAUAGAGCAGUUGGACGGUGGAAAGAUUCUCAUAAAAUUUGGAACCAAAUGCAGAAGAGAGGGGUGAAAAAGCUGCCUGGAAAGAGCUGGAUUGAUAAUAGCAACUUGAACCUUUGCUUUGUGUGAAUUCUCCAGAUACUCCUACAGAGAUGUAUGAAUGAGAGAGCCAGGCAUAUCGAUUGAGGAAUAGCAGUGCUAUGAUCUACAAUGGAGAUAAGGCAUAGCAUACCUGUUGUCUCUUGUUGCUGCUAUUGAAUCUGCCAGGACAUUUUUUCCCUGCGGCCGCCAAAUUAAUACAAGUGUUAAACAAAAUUCUUCUCUUUUGCUCUUCAAUUACAGGUAUGCCGAGAUGCUAGUGUGAUUCUUAAGCGGGUCAAAUACAUGCCUUAAAAAUGAUCUUAUUUGUGUUAUACUUUUCUCACUAACCUGGAGAAACGAAGGUGUUAUACAGGUUUUUGUUUAUUAACUUUAAACAUGUUAUCUACCUUUGUUGCUUGCUCUUUUUCUUAGUUCCUUUUCCAUGUGUACGAAGGGGAGAUAAAGAGAUUCCGUUUUCAUCACAGAAGAAGCUUGUUAAAUGUGAGGAAAAGAUCCCUGCUGCUCUUUGCUUAUGAUUUAUCAUUUUGAGUUUGAUUUUUUGGCAGAUUUUUCCUAAUGUUCUGGUUGGUUUCUCCCCCUCUCAACAUUUGUUACUUCCAUGAUUGGCAAGCUUGUCUUCAGUUUGACUGAUAUAAGGUCGUAGACAGUAACGUACGUGACAAUUGACACCUGGAAGUCUUUACUCUACAGUAGAAUGUUGUUGAAAAACAUUUCUCUGUGGACUACGUCUUUGGAAAAGGAUCAAAGCUCGCUGAAAUUUUCUCUAGAUAAGAUGAUUUAGUCAGAUUGAUGCAUGCAUUUUUUAUUUACAUUACUCAGCUGCAAUUCAGUUAGCUGCUCUUAAGUUAUAAUAACGAUCUGCUCAUGACAUUCGCACUGAGUUGGGAUCACCUGAUCUGCUCAUGACAUUCGCACUGAGUUGGGAACACCUGUUUUAUGUAUGCGCUUUCUAGAUAUAUGAUCUAUCAAUAUUCACAGCACUCAAAUGGCACAUUUGCCAUGCAACGGGUCAGUGUAGGCGUCAGUUUAUUGAUCUUGAUUAUCUUAUCUUUACAUACUGUAGAACUAAUAUCUUUCAACAAGUUCAGAGAUAUCAAACUUUAACUAAUAAUGAUUUCAACUGUGAUUCCAGAGUUACAGAUGCUCUGCUGAAGAGUCAGCUGGUCUGGAAGUGCCUUCGUAGCCAUGGCUGGGUAGCUCACAACGAAUCUGCAAACGCCAAGGACUGGCCUUCCAAUCGGAAUGCAGAUCCUCAUGCAAAAGAAUGUCCUGUAGAAUAAAUCUCCAACUUGGUUGGCAACUUUGCUUGUUUGGAU